Saxophila tyrrhenica is the source of this 651-nucleotide messenger RNA. RefSeq lists its product as uncharacterized. NCBI's taxonomy places the organism in Eukaryota, Fungi, Ascomycota, Dothideomycetes, Mycosphaerellales, Extremaceae. The coding region runs from base 1 to 651 and encodes 216 amino acids. Gene Ontology annotation, molecular function: acyltransferase activity, transferring groups other than amino-acyl groups. The record is from RefSeq and is a predicted model, not a curated record. The transcript has a single exon.
AUGCCGGACUCCUACUAUAUGGAAGACUCUGAAAAACAGUACGCCGAACUCCCCACCGCCUUCGCCCGCGCCGUCCGCCUCGACUCCAUCGACCAGAAACCGCACCGCAACCUCCGCCUGGCCAACAUCGACGACAUCCCCCGCUUGUGCGCCAUCUCCUUCUCCGCGACCAAGAAGUUCGCCACCAUCCCGACCUUAGCAGACCUGGCAGAUGACUAUGACGAGCCGCUCAUCUUCCAGCAACGGCUGGCACUAGGCAACAUCUACAUCGUCUCGGAAGACGAGCUGGCGAUUGGUUUCAUCGCCGCGUACCCAAUGGACAACACGAUUUACAUCGCCGAGAUUGCCGUUCAUGGGGAGCACCAGGGCAAAGGCAUCGGGCGGAUUUUAUUGAAGGCAGUAUUCCGAUGGACGACCGAGCGGGCGAAGUUCGAGGGCAAGCCGCGGGCGCGAGUGUCGUUGACGACGUAUCCGGACAUCCCGUGGAAUGGGCCGUGGUAUCAGAAGUUUGGCUUCGUGGAGCUGGACGCGAGUGAGGUUGGGCCGUGGCAUGUGGAGAAGAUGACCAAAGAUGCGGAUGAGAGGAGGUUGGUGCGGCCGGGGUAUCGAAGGUGUUGUAUGCUGUGGGAGGCGGAUCCUGAGCCGAAUUGA